UUUCUCAUUUUUAAAGUAGUUUUUUUUAUAAAACAAAAAUGACCUCAUCUAAUAAAAAAUCCUUUGUUCAUUCACUAGCCAGAAGUAUAAACUACAAGAAACUUUGAUUUCAGAUGAGACUGGACUUGUUAUGCUGCUCACUGCAAAAAAGGGCUGGUUGUGGAAAAAUUGCAGUCAACUCUACAAAAAUGAAUAUUUUUGGCUGAAAUUUUUUUGAGAGUACUAUACUUUUACAUGUUUCAAUUAUAAAUAAAAAUAAUUUUUAGUUUCCAAGAUAUAAUUUUUUUAAAAAGUCACUUUUUUUACCUGCAAGACAACAACUUAACAAAUUGUUGAUUUCAAAUUGUAACAAUUGUUUUGCAAAGUAUGCUGCCUUCUUGUAUUUUCUGUGUUAUCUUCAUCAUACAAUUACUUCAUCUAAAAACUUUCUGCGAUAUAUUCGCAACAACAAAAACAAACAAAACAAAAAAAAAUAAAACAAAAGUUUAACCACCUUCACACCACAGAAUCAAGCAAUCAAGUUACACAAAUUUUCAAACACCUCACCCGACACAGCGUCUCAAGUACGAUUGCGCGAAUUGGUAAAUAUAACUCCGCACGACCACGCAACUCGAAACACAAGUACGCAAACACGGUUGCGUGAAACGUGGCUCGCAAUCGUGAAAUUUACAAGACUUGCUCGACCUGUAGAUUCUUGUGUUGGCAACCCUUGCCAGUGGCCCAGUGGCAACGCUGUCUGGCUGGGGAAGUCGCAAUGACAGACGUGACAGAUAGAUAGAUGUUUUAAGCAAACAUAAGGUCGUCACAAUGAAUUUUAAUAAUUUUUCUGUCUGUAUGAUGUCUGUAAAUAUUUGGUAAUAUAAACUGUGUGUGUCCUUAUAGAAUUGUUUAGUGAUUUCAUAUUUUGGAUGUAAAAUUAUUAUUCAAAUACGUAAAAUCAAGUUUAGUCAAAUGGAAGUCAAACAAGAAAUUAGUGAUGAAAGGUGUAAAGUAGAAGUAGAGUAUAAUGACCUGGAUGACCUUAAAUGUGAAAUUCAUCCUCUUUUGGAUGACGUUAAAUGUGAAAUUAAGGAUGAAUCCAAUACGCAAAGUAUACAUGACACAAAUUAUUAUUUAGAGGUAAAGGAACAUCCUAUAAAUACUAAAAUAGAACAGAGUGAAAGUAAAAUUCACCCAUUUGAAGAAGACCAAAAAACUGAAAAAGAUGAUCUCCAUGAGGACAAAGUGGAAAUUUUGGAGGCAAUAACUGAACAUUCAUCCCACGAAGGAAAUUAUACGAAUCCACAUGCUGAAGGAAAAACAUUAAAUAAAAAUAGGAAAGAUGUGACUGGAAAAAGGCAUUACAAAUGUGAAAUUUGUUUUAAGCAAUUUAGUCAAGCAGAUGAUCUCCAUGAGGACAAAGUGGAAAAUUUGGAGGCAAUAACUGAACAUUCAUCCCACGAAGGAAAUUAUACGAAUCCACAUGCUGAAGGAAAAACAUUAAAUAAAAAUAGGAAAGAUGUGACUGGAAAAAGGCAUUACAAAUGUGAAAUUUGUUUUAAGCAAUUUAGUCAAGCAGGUCAUUUGAAAGUACAUUUGAGAGUGCACACUGGGGAGAAACCUUAUAAGUGUGAAAUUUGUUUCAAGCAAUUUUCUCAGAAAUACCAUUUCGAAAGUCAUUUGAGGUUGCACACUGGAGAAAAACCUUACAAGUGUGAAAUUUGCUUUAAGCAAUUUAGUCAAGCAGGUAAUUUGAAAGUACAUUUGAGAUUGCACACUGGGGAGAAAUAUUUCAAGUGUGACAUUUGUUUUAAGCAGUUUAGUAGAGCAGAUAACUUGACAGUACAUUUGAGAGUGCACACUGGAGAAAGACCUUACAAGUGUGAAAUUUGUUUUAAGAAAUUUUCUCGAAAAGAAGAUGAGAAAGUUCAUUUAAGGCUGCACACUGGUGAGAGACCCUACACAUGUGAAAUUUGUUUUAAGCCGUUUACUACACUAAGUAAUUUGAAAAAACAUUUGAAAGUGCACACUGGAGAAAAACCUUACAAGUGUGAAAUUUGUUUUAACCAAUUUAUUCAAGCAAGUCAGUUGAAAAGCCAUUUGAUGUUGCACACUGGGGAAACACCUCAUAAGUGUGAAAUCUGUUUUAGAACGUUUACUCUACUAGGUAAUUUGAAAAAACAUUUGAGAGUACACACUGGUGAAAAACCUUAUAAGUGUGAAAUUUGUUUUAAGCAAUUUAGUACAACGAGUACUUUGAAAUCACAUUUGAGAGUGCACACUGGAGAAAAACCUUACAAGUGUGAAAUUUGUUUUAACCAAUUUAUUCAAGCAAAUCAGUUGAAAAGCCAUUUGAGGUUGCACACUGGAGAAAAACCUUACAAGUGUGAAAUUUGUUUGAAGCAAUUUAAGGAUACAUUUAGUUUAAAAACACAUUUAAUAGUGCACACUGGGGAAACACCUCACAAGUGUGAAAUCUGUUUUAGGACGUUUACUGUACUGAGUAAUUUGAAAAGACAUUUGAGAGUACACACUGGUGAAAAACCUUAUAAGUGUGAAAUAUGUUUGGAGCAUUUUACCGAAAAAGGUAGUUUAAAAAUACAUUUGAGAAUGCACACUGGGGAAAAACCUCACAAGUGUGAAAUUUGUUUUAAACAAUUUAGUCAAAAUGGAAGUUUGAAAAGACAUUUAAGAAUACACACUGGAGAAAAACCUCAUAAGUGUGAAAUUUGUUUUAAGCAGUUUACUACAGCAAGUCAUGUAAAAAGACAUUUGAUGGUGCACACUGGGAAAAAGACUUACCAGUGUAAAAGUUAGUUUUUGCCGGUUUUCUCAAAUAAAUAUUUUGAAACAUUUAAGGACACACAAUGGAGAAAAAAACCUCAAUAAUAAUAAAACUUAGAUAGA
Messenger RNA from Diabrotica virgifera virgifera (western corn rootworm), 2886 nucleotides. RefSeq names its product zinc finger protein 227-like. Bases 952 to 2796 code for a protein of 614 amino acids. The record is from RefSeq and is a predicted model, not a curated record. Gene Ontology annotation, molecular function: DNA-binding transcription factor activity, RNA polymerase II-specific; RNA polymerase II cis-regulatory region sequence-specific DNA binding. Gene Ontology annotation, biological process: regulation of immune system process; negative regulation of transcription by RNA polymerase II; regulation of cytokine production. Lineage: Eukaryota; Metazoa; Arthropoda; Insecta; Coleoptera; Chrysomelidae. The transcript has 3 exons.